Molecule: messenger RNA, 2413 nt
Organism: Stylophora pistillata
Lineage: Eukaryota; Metazoa; Cnidaria; Anthozoa; Scleractinia; Pocilloporidae
Product: histamine H2 receptor-like
Biological process (GO): G protein-coupled receptor signaling pathway
Cellular component (GO): membrane
Molecular function (GO): G protein-coupled receptor activity
Source: RefSeq, a predicted model, not a curated record
ACGAAACAAGAGCAAAAGAUAGCUCUGUUUGACUUGUUAGUAAAAAUUCCGUUUAAAAUCAUUGCUCUGUCGAUAACAAGAAGAAGGACAUUUUUAAAAAACUGAAAACGGCUUGAUACUUUCUUUUAUGCGGCAGAAAAGGUACCCUUGGAACUAACUGUGACUUCGAGUUGCCCAAUCGUCGCAUCCACGGGUUUAAGAAGUAACCACGGUUUUUGUUCUUGCUGUCGAUAGUCACUGGGGCCGUCCCUUCUUCAGACGUCAUGAACGGAACUACAAUGGCUAGAAACUCUACCGAGAGUGAAGAAAAAAACAUCAAGCUUGUUAAUCUACCUUACAGCUGGACUAUUCUUAUUAUGAUCAUAAUGACCUUGGUUCUUGUUUUAACAAUCAUCGGAAAUAUUACCGUAAUGAUCGUCCUUCGUUACUCAAGGGCUCUCAACUCCUUCGUUAACUCUCACUUUUUAGUUUCUUUGUCGACUGCGGAUCUUCUUGUGGCCAUUCUGGUAAUGCCAGGCGCCCUGGACGCUGUUCACAGCGGUUGGUGGAGAUGUGGAAGAAUAUGGGGCAUAUGUAAUGGUUUUGGAAACUUUCUUUUUUGCAUUUCAUCUAUCAUGCACCUGAUGAUGCUUUCCAUAGAUCGAUACCUUGCAAUCGUUCGUCCACUAUUUUAUCCACUUGAAAUGACAAAGUCGCGCGCCAUUUGUUUGUGUUUUGUGUUGUGGAUAUACUCUGCCAUUUGGGCGUUCUUGCCGUUAUUCGGAGUGAGCUCGUACGAGUGCUUUAUUACCUACAUUGGCACAUGUAAGGCGGAGGAUUGGUCUAAGUAUGGGUUAAACUUUGCUUUUGCAAUUUCCGUUGUUUCAGGAACUUAUGGAUUAGCAUUGAUGAUGAUGGCAUUCGUAUACUGGAAGAUUGCGCGGGUAAUUCGAAGUCAACACCAACGCAUUGGAGAUGUUACACUAAGCUCUCAAAAGCAGCGAGUGAAUAACAGAGAGGCAAGGAAAUUAAAGAGAAAUAAGGGAUUAGCCACUUUAAUGAUAGUAACUUUAGUUUAUCUCAUAUGCUGGUCUCCCUUUUGUGUCUUGCUCUUCAUUGAGAUCGGAACAGGGCAAAAAGUUGAAGGACCUUACAGCACAGUGUCGAUGCUUGUAGGAUUUACGAACAGUUGCUGUAACCCUAUCAUCUACUCUAUAAAAUACCGGAGAUUUAGAAGAGCUGUGUUAAGCAUGAUUGGCAAGACUACCUCUGUGAUGAAAUUUUCAAUUAGCAAUGGUGGACUGACAUCUAUGGCUCAGGAAUACACUGCAAGGAGAGUUGAAACCAUAGGGAGAACAGGAUUGAGGUUAAGAAUUAAGAUGAAUUAAUUGAAAUAAAUGAUGGUAAAUAUACAAAAAAUUACAGCUGAGUAAAUAGUAAAGAUCACCCUCUGAUAGUAGUAGUUUUCAUCUACGACAAUGACCAUAGAUAAGUGUACGUAAUUACGACAUAGUUAAAUCGUAACAAAUUCUUAUCGAAGAAGAAUAUAAAUUUAACACGAAGGAGUUUGUGCUGGAUUGAUGCUCUCUCUUGAAUAAAGAAAGUGAAUCAAUAGCCACACAGGAACACUGGGAGAAGGGGAUUGAAACGGGGACCAAAAUUUCUAUUGUAAACUCCUAUAUGAAAUCAUUGCGCAGGCUUUUCCUCUUCCUUCUUCCUCUCCCUUUACUACCUCGCCAGUCUCAAUACUUAUGGGGUUCUUUAAACAAUAACAAGACCAGAUCGCAACACCGAGAGCUAUGUUCCCUAAUCUUUACGAGAAUUGCAUGAGUUCUAACCAGUGCAGACGAGAUGCAGGAGACGGGACCGACGGGUUAUCGUCCUUAAUUAUCCGAAGUUAGGGUAACCUAUACAUCAAGAAAACACUUCGUAUUUAACGGAAUUCAAUGGCAGUCCGCUAUAUGCGGCUUUAGUUAUACUGCUGUUAGCAAAAACUUUAGUUUUGUUUGGCCAUGGUCGAUCUAUGAGCUCCAUUUUUUCUUUUCCCCAUUUCAAACAGUCAGGUAAAACAAAUUAAAAAAUCAAUUAAAUAGGAAGGGCGCAACAAAAACGAUCAGAACUUAAAAUAGCAAGUAAAGGAAACAUCUGUAUCUGCCAUAUGGAACGACAAAAGGGUUCCUUUGCUGUUCACAUGUACACGACUUUCUAAAGUUUCCAAUUUCUGCAAAUGAAUUAAGAAAAGUCUGUCUAACAAUCGAUCGCCAACAGCACCCAAUAUUUCUCAAAUCAACGUCAAAACUAGUCGCGAUCGUAUCAUAGUGUCUGUCUUUUCGCUUUCACUUGCGUGUUUUCCAUUGUUUUAUUUUCCCCCUAUGGUUCCACCAUUUAAAAAUCGAUUGUAUGUAAAACCUGUGCUCCAUAUGCUUAAAAGACA